Scomber scombrus (Atlantic mackerel) is the source of this 5000-nucleotide messenger RNA. RefSeq names its product polypeptide N-acetylgalactosaminyltransferase 10-like. The transcript has 12 exons. Gene Ontology annotation, cellular component: Golgi apparatus. The coding region runs from base 354 to 2171 and encodes 605 amino acids. Lineage: Eukaryota; Metazoa; Chordata; Actinopteri; Scombriformes; Scombridae. The record is from RefSeq and is a predicted model, not a curated record.
UAUAACUUUUGGUGAUUUUAGUUUCGCUCUGCUCUCCACAAUUUCCCCCAUUUCACUGUGUAAUCAGCUAGCUUUUUAUUAAAUAAAAGGGGAACUCGUUACAUUCCAUUUAAAACAUGCUUUAAUGUAAGUCUUGUGUUGUGUUGUUGUCUGAACCCCUUCCUCCUCCUCCUCCUCCUCUGCAGUGGUUUGCUCCCUCUAGUGGCGGUGAGCUCGCAGCCGUGCAAGAUUUCACACAGCGCCGGUGUCCGUCCCCACAGUCACAGUGAAAGUUGUCUCCGCUCAGCGAGGCAGGGGAGUCGGGACUCGCUAGUUUUGCACCGCCGCUGCUUCACAGGCUUUCUCCCGGAGACAUGAGACGGAAAGAGAAGCGGCUGCUGCAGUUCGCCGGGCUGCUCAUAGCGGCUCUUCUUUUCCUCCCCAAUGUAGGGCUGUGGUCUUUGUACAGGGACCGAGUCUUCGACAACUCGCCCGACACAGUGGACGGUCCGGGCGGCAUCCCGCAGAUACAGGGGGUGAACCGCAUGGGGAAGGACACCCAGGUGGGACGAGACGGCGUGCGGAGGAAAGACUGGCACGACAACGACGCAAUCAAAAGAGACGCCUCUCGAUCCGGUAACGGUGAACAGGGGAAGCCAUUCCCCCUGACAGACGCUGACCGGGUCGACCAGGCCUACAGGGAGAACGGCUUCAAUAUUUAUGUCAGUGACAGGAUCUCCCUCAACCGCUCCCUCCCUGACAUCCGCCAUCAAAACUGUAAACAGAAGCUCUAUUCGGAGAAGCUGCCUAACACAAGUAUCAUCAUCCCAUUUCAUAACGAGGGCUGGUCAUCGCUGCUGAGGACCGUUCACAGCGUACUCAACCGCUCUCCUCCACAGCUCCUCGCAGAGGUCAUCCUGGUCGACGACUUCAGUGACAAAGAGCACCUAAAGGUGGCACUAGAGGAGUACAUGGUGCGGCUGCCGAAAGUUCGCAUCCUGAGGACCAAGAAGAGGGAGGGUCUGAUCAGGACUCGCCUGCUGGGAGCUGCUGCUGCCAAGGGAGAGGUCAUCACCUUUCUGGAUUCCCACUGUGAAUCUAAUGUCAACUGGCUGCCUCCACUGCUGGACCGAAUCGCUCAGAAUAGGAAGACUAUCGUGUGUCCGAUGAUCGACGUCAUUGACCAUGACAACUUCGGCUACGAGACACAGGCAGGUGAUGCCAUGCGUGGGGCGUUCGACUGGGAAAUGUAUUACAAACGGAUCCCCAUUCCCACAGAGCUGCAGAAGGAUGACCCCAGUGAACCAUUUGAGUCACCAGUGAUGGCAGGUGGGCUUUUUGCCGUGGACAGGAAGUGGUUCUGGGAGCUGGGAGGAUAUGACACGGGUCUGGAGAUCUGGGGCGGAGAACAGUACGAGAUCUCCUUCAAGGUGUGGAUGUGUGGUGGUCGAAUGGAGGACAUCCCUUGCUCUAGGGUAGGACACAUCUACAGGAAGUACGUCCCUUACAAAGUUCCUGGAGGGGUCAGCCUAGCCAGGAACCUGAAACGUGUGGCGGAGGUGUGGAUGGAUGAGUACGCCGAAUACAUCUACCAGCGUCGGCCGGAGUAUCGCCAUCUGUCCGCAGGAGACAUGGUGGUGCAGAAGGAGCUGAGGAACCGCCUUAACUGCAAGAGCUUCAAGUGGUUCAUGAGCGAGGUGGCCUGGGAUCUGCCCAAACACUACCCACCGGUGGAGCCUCCUGCUGCUGCAUGGGGAGAGGUUCGUAACGUGGGCAACAACCUGUGUAUGGAGACGAAACAUUUUGUAUCGGGGAGUCCCAUCCGCCUGGAGAGCUGUGUGAAGGGAAGGGGCGAGGUGAGCUGGAGCCACGGACAGGUGUUCACGUUGGGAUGGAGAGAGGACGUCCGGGUGGGUGACCCCAUACACACUAAAAAGGUUUGCUUCGACGCCAUCUCACACAAUAGCCCCGUCACCCUGUACGACUGUCACGGCAUGAAGGGCAACCAGCUGUGGCGCUACAGAAAGGAUAAGAGUCUGUUUCACCCAAUCAGUAACAGCUGUAUCGACAGCAGCCCAAAUGAGCGGCGAAUCUUCAUGAACACGUGUGACCCCUCCUCCCCUAGCCAGCAGUGGCUGUUUGAGAGAACCAACGCCACGGUGCUGGAGCACUUUAAUCAGGGUGCCAACUGAGGCCCUGCAGCGUCCAAGAGAAAAGACUUGAGAUGCAUGCAGACGUGGAUCUGCUGCUGCUGCUGCUGUGAAAUGGGGUAUUACAUUUACUCUGGUUCCCCGUUUAACCUGACGCUGAGGUGACAGCUGUUUCUCUUUGGGCUGCUCAGAGUGAGGCAGGAUGGGAUACCGCGGGGGAAGUUGGUUAAACACAUCAGUUAGAGGAAUGACUGGGUUGAUCUUUGAUUGAUGGGUUUGAGUUUAAAAGUGACUUUGUGUGUGAGAUGUAUUCAUUCUGUCACGGCGUUGCUGCGGCAGUGGGUCUGCCUCACUUCCUGAUUUUGCUUGAUUGGUUAUCUGACAUUCCUCUACUCUCUUUUCUCAAUCCUUUGUUUUUAUUUCAAUUUUUUCUGCCGUUAUUUAUUUGAAGUGUUUCCCUUUAUGUUCUAUGGUUUCUGUUUGUUUUUUUCUGUAUUUCCUUGCUCUGUCUGUCUGCCUUUAUCCUCCGUCUCCAUCUCUUUCCACCUACUGUCUCUCCUGGUCCGCCUCUCCCUGCGUGUCCGUCUCUAUCUGCCUGCAUGACUGCACCUUUGCCCACCUUCUCCAUUCACCCUCUCAAAUCCCCUUAUGUCUCUCCAGCACUGACAACCUCCCUGGGGUGGGUGGUGGGAUGUGGGGGGGCAUUGCUGCUGAGCCAAAGUCAUCCUGACACCUGGGUGAAGCCAGGCAGAACCACUCUGAAAAUCACCUGGUGAAUUGAUUCUCCUUUACGACCCUCAUUCACCCUCCGUUCCCUUUACCGUGUCCUCUUCCCUGUUGGCCGUCGGUUUCUCCUCAACUGCUCUCCUCCUCUCUGUGGCCGAUGUGUGCAGAGCUGCUUCAUAUGUAGCAAGUGGAAGCUGACAAAGAAAGCGCAACGGAUAUUUAUUUUUUUCUUGCGUUCUACUUUCCUCUCUAUUAGUAGUCAUUUGCAGGUUUGUCACUGUGUAAGCAGUAUCUAACACCAGGGUUGUGUGAUUAACUAACUCUGGCUAAGGGCUUCUUGUUUGUCAUGGUGGAUGUGGAAGCUGCUGUCACACCUCUUUAUUUCUGUGUGCCCUUCGCUGCUCCCCAUUCGGCUCUACCACUCAGUCGCCAGAAGGACCUUGUCAUAGACAGCUGAGCACGGGGUCACAGCGUAACGCGUAGCAGCGAGUUGACUAGCUUUGUGACUGGCAGGCCAGCAGACAUGCAGCAGACCCACCUGAUUGGCCAGCUGCUGAGCUGACACAUCACUUUAGCGUACAAUGUGCGCAAGAGGAGAGACGAACAGGGGUGAACAGAUUCGCCGAGGUAGCUCUAGGAGACAAAUGUGGAAGUUUAAAAUGCAUAAAGCACUUGUGUUAUGAUAAACUUGAAUGAAAUCUUAGUGCCUUGUUGGAAGAGUACUAGUACUAGAUUUACAGGAAGUGUGUGCGUGUGUGUAUGUGUGGUCCAAAGUGUCCAGAGCAGUUUAGGGAACAAUUCACUCAAUUAAGAGAAUGACUUUUUCAGAAAAAACUGGGAAUCUUCUCAAAAGUCUCAUUUGGAAUUGAACAUGGAUUGACCUGGACUCCAGUGCAGGGCAUCGAAGGCACUGCUGGCUUUGUGACUCUUGUUCGGCUUUCUAAAUGAACAUACAUGUAACUGCUGGCUGUGAAUAGAGCUAAAGAGACUUUUUUCCACCAUAUUUUCUCCUGCCUUGAAAACUGAACCCUAAGAAGACCUUUUUAUUAUAUUUGAAUCAUGACAUGAUGCUGUUGUGUUGUUGUUCUUUUCCUACCUGUUCAAUCCAAAGUACUUUUAUGGGGAAAGAGGAAUUAUCAUUGCUUUUUUCGUUUUUCCAUCCACCUUCUAGUUCCUUUUUUAAUGACAUUUUCUUUCAUCUUUGAUUUGAUCCUGUGGUUCAGCUGAUGUUGAAUUGUGUUUGAAUUCCUGUUCAACGUGAUGUUUUGGGAUGUUCUGCUUUGUCGCUUGCACCAAUUCUUUAAUCCGAUUUUGUGAAGAAGAACAAUGUACAGUGUGUGCUAUUUUAAUCAGCAGUUCCAGGUACUGUGCUCUAUUAGAUUUCAGCAGUCAGUUGUAGACCAAAAAGAAAAGUCAUAUCCUCCAAAAUACUUACAUAACAGCAACAAACGUACAUUUAAAAAAAAAAAAAUCCGGAAUGGACUUUCAGAUUUUGUGAUUAUUAACUCAAACAUCAAUCUCAUAUGGACAGUUUUGCUAACAAAACCUUUUAAUAAUCGUAAACAUGUAUCCUUCACAAAAAUAUCAAACAGGAGUCCUUACAUAGAAACAUGAAAAUGACAAUGCAAAGUGAUAUUAGCUCAUCAAACAUGUCCGAUCAUUCAUCUAUUAAAAUGUUAUAAAGAAAUGUAUUAUUACACGUGGAUAAAUUACAGUGCUGGGUCACCCACAGGAUGAAUCCUCCUCUACUAAAGCGAGAUUGAGAACACAUUAUUUUAGCGGGUUUAUAGUUGGUACUUAAACCCACCACGACACUGAAGAUGUUGGACAGUAACAGUUCAAAUAAAAAAGAUUGAUCUGAACUGUCAAGUAAGCUAGAUCCCUCAGACUGAAAGCUGAAAUCUGCUGGUAGGAGUAUUUUUUUAAUGGACUUGGAUACUGGCUCGACCACUAUUACACUUGCUAAUUAUAACGUCAUGAAGUCCCUUCAAUCAAGUGUCUACUUUGCUUUGCUAUCAAGUUUUUAAAUCUAAUUCAAAAGGUGACAUCAGAGGUUUUUAUUGAAAAAUGUUUAUGGAAACAGUAAUUAACAGUAUAUGCAUAAUGUUUACAUCCAUGUUUUAAGACUCCAUCAUAAAUGUAUCA